GAAAACCCAUUUUCCUGCAAUUUACCAUCUAAAAAGCUCACAGAGACACACUACACUCCACCUUUAAAAGCAAACGCGCUCCACCGAACAACUCCCAAUUUUUUCCAUUUUUAUUAGGAAAUACUGGAUAAUAUUGUGCGUCUCUCUCGAACGGCUAAAAAAUGAGUAAGCAGCAACGGCGAAAAGGAAAUGCAAAGAAUGCGAGCAGUGCGGCGGCUCACGAGUAUUUGGCUCAAGGAGGAGCCACGUUUGUCGGGUUGACGCCUGAGAUGAAUAUUUUCGAGGUGGCCAGCAGCAAUCGACUCCAUCAAGUAGUGGAAAUCGACGACGAAACUCGGAUUGUCAUGAAAAAAUUGACGAAAAAAGACUGUCAGACGAGAGAAAAGGGGCUCAAAGAGCUUAUGGAACUGAUAAACACGGAAAAUAGUUCGAUCGAGAGCUCCUAUGAGCAUUUCUGUGGACUCGUCGCCCAGUUGACCACAGAUGGAAGCCCAACUGUGAGAAUGCUCACGAUGAAAGUGAUUUCUCAGUUUUUGACAAAGUUAAAGAAAUCUGCGAGUAAAGGAUUGAAGAAAAUCAUUCCUUUCGUUCUUUUUGCAAAGUCUGAUGUUACGAAUGGAGUCGCUGCGGCUGCUUCUGCAGUUAUUCGAGAUGGAUUUGAUGCGGAUAAGAAGCGACAAGUUGUGGAGCUCUUUGUGCCGAAUACCUUUGAUUUGGCAGCGAAAAUUGCGGAGGGAAAGCAUGAACUCUCGCUGCCAGCGGAAUAUGAUGCUUCGGAGGAUCUGGAAACGCGGAAAAUGAGACUGGAGACGCAAUCUUUGAAUACAUUCCUAUCUUAUAUUAAAGAGUACGGAAAUGAGUCCAAGCUCUGGGAAGAGCCAGCGAGAAAGCUGUUUUCCAAUUCGGAAUUUAUCAAAAAAACGUUUGCCGGGAAGAAAGAAGCGUUGAAAGUUCAACUUUUGAAUAUUUCCUACAAAUUUUCGGAUAAUAUUGAAGUAAUCCUGAGUAAUCCGGUCAUAUCUACAUAUAUUCAAGCUUCACUAGAUGCUCAAACUUUCAGUACAGAAUGUGCAACUGCUUGGGAAGGAAUUCUAAUUUUACUUCCUGAUGAGAGAUUUCAUGCGAAGUGUUCUCUACAAAAAGGAAUAUAUCCAAGACUUCUGAAUUUGAUUCGAAAGAAAGGAAAUCACUGGAGAGUUCUCAAACAUUAUCUCCUGCCAGCAGUUUCGGUGCUUCUUCAAAAGUUGGAAAAUCCUGCCCUGAUUACUUCGAUUAUUACAAGUUUCACGGAUAAUUUGCCAUGGCAGGCCGAGGCAUCGAUGAAUGCGAUUCAUUGCUGGUUUUGCACGUUUUCGGAUUUUGUGAAAUGGAUUCUUGGAAAUGAUCGGAUUAAUUUGGAAAUUUUGAAGGAUUUGAGUCCUUUGAUUGUGGAAAUGUCGAACCAAUCGAUGCACUUUAACACCGCAGAGGCAACCGAAUGCAUUUCCGGAUUAAUUCAUUGGAUUAUCGAGAAAAAAGUUUUGGAAAAUCCCGCCGAAUUUUUUGAUCUCCUAAAAACCUCCAUUUACGAAGUUGCUCCACCCGAGAAAAGUCGACUUUUUGCGGAUUCUUUAACACUUCCUGCAAAGCACCUGGAACUUGCUCAUUUACACGGAAAUUUGCUCUCAAAUCCUGAUGUCGAUUUUCAUAUUAUCAGGAAUUUGGCGCGUGCUUCGAAUUCUGAGUAUUUUGAGGAAACUUGCCGAAAUAUCAAUAAUUUCGAGUUUAUCGAAAAUUCCGAUCGAUUUGAUAUGCUUCAAGCUGUGGAAAUUGUGAAAUUGAUUGAGAUGAAGCCUUCUCUGAGCCUUCAAAUCAAAAAUAAUCACGUUGGACGUCAACUUUUACUCUCUGAAAAUUCAGAAAUUUGGGAAAAAUCGCUGAAAAACGUCCCAGCUGGAGUUUUCCAGGAAAUGGUGAAUUUCUGGCACGAGAAAAGAAAUGGAAAGGCUAUUGCACAGGCUGUGAAUUUUCUGAAAAAAAUGGGAAUUCAGUUGGACACUAAUGCCGCUGCUGAGAACGUUGAUUUUCUCAUUUCCCUGUUACAAAGUUUGGAUUCCAAGGAGGACCCUGAAGAACGAAAAAAUCUAGUUUUGAAGCUGCUUUCAGCACUUUUCGAUGCGGAAGAUGAGCCGAAAUUGGAGCAUUUUGAGAGCUUGAAGAGCCAUUUAAAUGGAGAUUUCGAGCAGUUCUUCGAGAAAUUAUUUGCGAAUAUGGAGGAAGAGGAUGCUGAAAGAGUUUUGGAAAUUGCAGCUAGAUUUGAUAAGCUUGUUGGAUUUUGUGAUGCAGAUUCGAGAGGGGAAAUCGCUGGGAAAAUGAUAUUGGGAAGAAGAGAAUUUGAUGAAAUGUCUGAAAAACUUCAUUUUCUAGAACUAGAUGUUCUCACUGUCUCCCAGCACACCACCAUCAUCACUGAUGCUCUAAGCCGGCCAAUUGAGCAUCUGGAAGAGAAAGAGGCGACGAAGAUGGUCAAAGAGCUCGGAAGAUUGGCUCUGUUCAGUGUGGCUUCGAAUUAUAACUCUUCAAUUCAUCAGUUAUUCGCGUGGCAAAUGAUUCGUGUAAUCUCUGCACUUGGUAAUCGAUAUUGUUUGAAAUUUUUGGAUGAAGAACUUCAACAAUUGAGAAUAGAACUCGAGAAGAGAGUAAUUAAAUCAGAAGAAAUUCAGAAAUUGAUAAAUGAUGGCUGUUGUUGUGCACCAAACUUUAUCACAGAUACCUAUGGAAUUCCUGAAAAACGCCAAAAAUUCGAAGAAUAUUCAGAAGAUAUGGAUACGAAAAUUGAGACAAUUUACCUAAAAACCGACACACCUCUGGAAUAUGUUGAAAAAGUCUUCGAAGCAUCACAAUCUGAAAAUUCAUUUCCACUAUUUCAAUUUGAUCAAUCAAAAAAGUACGAAUGGCUGGCGAAUUUGACGUUUGUGAAGCGAUUUAUCCAGUGUGGCGGGGAAAUUUUCCGCGCUGAGAAUUUGGAAUUUCGAGAUUUUACACUUUGUGGGAUUAUUACGGUUUUAGAUACCUCCACAGACAUCCUAAUCGAUUCUCCGCACUCUUUCUCUGAAAAUCCUCUACUUGAAGCCCUCACCACCCUCUACCUCGAGCUUUUCGUGGUGCUCACCGAUGCGACAAAGCGUGGAGCAUAUUCGGAGCAAAGUGUUGAAGAAUGGAAUGAAUUCUACACACCAACAAUUCAUACCUAUUGUAUUCGACUAUUCCGUACAAUUCGACGAGAUCAACAGCCGACUCCGUUCGUUCGGGCUCUUCUCAGAGCACUUUUUGUGAUUUCUGAGUUUCCGACGAGCUUCUCAAAUGAUGAUGACGUGGCGAAUCAAGAGUUUAUUCCGGAAUUGUCGGUUUUCAAGUAUCCCGCAUUCCAAGAAUCAUGUAUUGCACAGGCUUUUAGUCUAUUUGCAUCCAACAAUGAGCAUAUUCAAUUGAUAGCUUAUUCAGUUGCUAGAUUACUAAUGCCAAUAAUGUUCAAAUUGGAAAACGCAGCAGCUCUAAAAUCAAACGAAGAUUCAGAAUUGCCGGUCUCUACGAAUCGCCGGAAGCUUUCACUACCAGUAAUGAUAUCAAAAUCAUAUCCAAAAGAUCAUCAUAAUCCACACGUUGGCCCAUUGCUUCUCGAUUUGACACUUUUACCACUGGAAAAUACAAAAGAUUCAGGCUUUAGCCAAGAGCAUCGGGUCGCCUAUUGUGACGUCAUUGAUCCAUUUUUCAAGAAUGCUUUGAAUGCAUUGAUGUUGGAUCAGCCAUUUGAGUUCCGUCAGGUUCCCAUUGGUUGUCGAAUUCCGAAAUCGCAAGAACGAGCGUACUACUUGGAAUCGGAUCUAUCAGCUUCUCCAAUAUUUUUCGAUAAAUUCGCUUCCCGUCUUCUCUUCAAAUCGAUGACAUUGCUGCCAGCAGCAAUUCGAUUAUUCUAUAAAGGAAUGCCAAAUUGUUUUAUGCCAAUGUUCCAGGAAACUGUAACAAAGUACGCGAGCCGGUUGCUCAUUGAACAGGAACUCGGAAAAGUUCGUGAAGCGAAAUUCGAAGGAGAAAUGAAAGUUCGAACAGUUCCAGUAACUGGAGAGAUAAUUGCCGAAUAUGUGGUCGAGGAGACGAAGAUGAAGCUUACAAUUGGCCUUCCACCGGAUUAUCCACUUUCUGUUCCUUCACUGACUCUUGAUAAGGCAAUUGUUAAGACGGAUCGAGCGAAGAAAUGGCUUUUACAGUUGAAUGCCUACCUUUUUCAUCAAAAUGGAGCAAUUUUAGAGGGAAUUGAGAUGUGGAAGCGGAAUGUUGAUAAGGGUGUGGAGGGUGUUGAGGAUUGUACGAUUUGUAUGAUGACUGUACAUCAGCAGACACAUCAGUUGCCGAAAAUUAAGUGCAAACAGUGCAAGAAUAAAUUCCAUUCGAAUUGUUUGUACAAAUGGUUCGAAUCAAGCAAUCAAUCGACUUGCCCACUUUGCCGGAAUAAUUUCACUUAAAUUUCCUCUUUUUUCUUGUGAUAAUAUUUAUUUUUUAAAGAAUUUAUUUCUGUUUAUCAUUCGGUGUCAACUACGGAUAGAUAUUUUAUUGAUU
Caenorhabditis elegans is the source of this 4596-nucleotide messenger RNA. It is a transcript of the gene Y54E10A.11, whose product is annotated as E3 ubiquitin-protein ligase listerin. The record is from RefSeq and is marked reviewed. Gene Ontology annotation, biological process: ribosome-associated ubiquitin-dependent protein catabolic process; protein ubiquitination. Gene Ontology annotation, cellular component: cytosol; RQC complex. Gene Ontology annotation, molecular function: ubiquitin protein ligase activity. NCBI's taxonomy places the organism in Eukaryota, Metazoa, Nematoda, Chromadorea, Rhabditida, Rhabditidae.